GGGGACAGGAUCAGUUCAAUCGGAAUCGCUUAGAAAGGACUAACCGUUUCCUCGGAUCUAAUACUUUUCCUUUCUAACCGCUCUGAUUGCCUUUCUUCUAGGUACUCUCUUGCAUUACGUUUCAGCCUAUUGCGGCACUAUAUUUGAUACUCGUUACGACACAUUACCUUGUCUUUGAAAAAUGGAAAGUCCCAAAACUUUGUUCAUUGAUUUAACCGAUGAAGUUGCGGAAGCUGCUCAAGUGGAGCCUUCUGUCGCCAGUCGCGUCAUCUCUUUCUUCGACAAAGGAUUCACUGUACCAUUCAUCGCUCGAUACAGGAAGGAGGCCACUGGAGGAUUACAGCCUACGGUGCUCCAUCGUUUGAAGGAAAAGAUUAACGACUGCAGAUUAUUGAUGGAGAAAAUUGAUAAAUCUCUUCAAUAUUUCAACAAGAAGGGUCUUAUGACUGAUGAGUUAUCUCGAAAAUUGAGACAGUGCAGAUCGGCAGAUGAGGUUAAGCUUAUCACAGAACCUCUGAAACCCAAAGGACCACGCACUCUCUCGGCCCGUGCAAGGGCUUUGGAUUUGGAGCCCUUGGCGCUGAAGGUGCUUAACUCUAAAUGUUUCGUGGACCUUUUCAAAGAAGCACCACCAGCAGCCCUAAAAACUUUCAAGUCACAAAAGGGUGUUGAGGAAGCCGUACAGCAUAUUAUUUCUGACAUAUUCGCCAAAGAUCUCGAGCUUAUACGCAAGGCCGAACAAUUAUGCACCAUUCACUCACCCGUCGUUCACACCACCCAAAGAUCAGCGCGGUCAUCAUCUGUGAAGCCAGAGCCCCGAAGUGCUUCUGUUGAGACUCACAUGGAGGUGGACAGUGUGGAUCUUUUCAGUGAUCUGAGUCAAAUUGGUUCUUCGGGAGAUGUACCAAGGAACUUCGCGAAAGACGACCUGAUCACUUUUAAAAACUACCUAAAAUUUUCUCGUCCCGUUUCGAAAUUGCAUGCUCAUCAGAUUCUAGCCAUUAACCGUGCUGUUGAGAGAGGCGUCAUUUCGAUCAAAUUGGUUUUCCCAGUAGCCAUCGAAUUGCAACUUCGUCGUUUUGUGGAAGAGAAGUACCUACCAAAUGUACAUCCUUCACACUUGGCGUACGUUCAUGGCGCAUUCAAUAGCGCAUGGAAACGUCUCAUUGAGCCUCACGUUGCACGCAUUGUAAAGAGUAAAUUAACAACGCGUGCUCAAGACACCUCACUAGAGGUGUUUACAGAAAACUUGCGCCGACGGCUAAUGACCGCCCCCCUGCGUGCGUCUAGUCCUGAGGCCUAUUUUAUGAGUAAUAAAGAAAAUGACAUUUCCGCCGGAGUGAUAUCGUCUUCUUCUGCUGCACCUGGCGAUCGGCUGCCGGUUGUUGGCCUUGAUCCCGGAUGGCGCCACGGAUGUAAGUGGGCUGCCUGUGAUCCACAUGGAGACCUUCUGGCCACUGGCAUCGUGUGGCCCCCGACUACCAUCGCGAAGCACCAGCGCGCCUCACAGCACAAUGGGCUCGCUCAGCUCACAGCGACAAUGCAACGCCACAACAUCAGCACCAUAGCUUUGGGUAAUGGACAAGGGAGUCGUCAAACUGGUUUGUGGCUUGCAGAACUCAUCACUAUCGGUCACUUUUAUCCGCUCUCUGUUCGAUUUGCCGUGGUGAGUGAGGCUGGAGCCUCUUGGUACAGUGCAUCCCCGCUGGCAGAUUCCGAACUGCCCACACUGGAUGUCAGCUUUCGCGGAGCUGUAUCCAUCGCUCGUCGUCUCCAAGAUCCACUAUCUGAGCUAGUCAAAGUGGACCCAAAACACCUAGGUGUGGGAAUGUAUCAGCAUGAUUUAUCGGAGAAGCGGCUCAUAAAUGCUGUGAACGGCGUGAUGGAAGAGUGCAUUAGCUUCGUGGGCGUUGAUUUAAACGCCGCGCCCUUACACAUCCUCUCCCGUAUAUCUGGUCUUUCCGAAACUAAAGCCAAAUCCAUCGUUGCUUAUCGUUCUCAAGUCGGUUUAUUCCGGACUCGGGAGGAUUUGCUUAAAGUGAAAGGCAUUGGCCGGUCCACAUUCGCUCAGUGCGCCGGGUUCGUACGAAUUCGGCCGCCGUUUUCUAACGUUCUGCUGGAUGGCUCCAAAGACGUUGAAAUGAUCUCGAUAUCCAGUGAGAAUACAGAUGAUGAUGCUUCGUUGUGCAAACCUGGGUCUAAGCGAAAGCUUCCCACCACCUCUGGCCACAUAAAGCGACCGAAGUGCUCUCGUACAACCCCUGACUUCCUUCAUUUCAACCCCCUAGACCAAACUGCUGUACACCCAGACACCUACAAUAUUGCAACUGCACUGAUUGAAUCGUUAAAAUGUGAACUGACAGACGUUGGAAAGCCGCGGUUACGCGAGGCCGCGUCCAUUUUCAUGAACACCCCAGACCGCGAUGAGCGACUGAAGCAGUUUUGUACAGAGACCUAUGGUUUGGACACGUUACGAGAUAUCGUGGAGGCCCUUAGACGACCUUUGGAUUUUGACGAAAGACAAGACUGUUUCCUCCCACUAUUCCAUUCGUCUGCAAUGAGUUUAUCCGACUUGCGUCCCGGUAUGCAGGUGAGCGGUCGUGUUGAAAAUGUGACAACCUUCGGGGCUUUCUGUGAUAUCGGAGUGCAUCAAGACGCAUACAUACCCAGACAUAUGUAUCCACAAACCAAACAGUCUGAUGGACUCUUUUCUCUGCGUCUCGGCGAUCGCAUCACUGCUGUCGUCAGCCACGUGCAUGUCAACCAAGGGCGAAUUGCGUUAGAAAAGGUUUCAGUUUUACCUCCUGUCUCGUGCUCAUGAUAUUUACUCUAUUUCACCGACCAUUUGUUCUGUAUACUUUUUUCCACAAUGUGUACACUGUUUUCUUACUAGUUUGAGCCGUUUUCCUGAAUAGAUGACAUAUGUUUUGCUGUCUAUUCUUUGUUUGUCCACGCCGCACCUUCCUAGUUCUAAUGUUUCUCUCGUUUUCCGCUUUAGUCACGUGCCUAUGACCUGUCUGAUCCACCGUGCACCCCGCUACUUUAACUAACUACAUGCUAAUUCACCUAACAGCCUAGCAGCCAUUCACAUGUGAAUAGGUGAUACCGUUCCGUUUCGGCACUCACACAUUUCCUCCGUCAAUUUAUCUUAGACAUGAAAUGCAC
Dicrocoelium dendriticum is the source of this 3165-nucleotide messenger RNA. The record is from the annotation of a GenBank genome assembly. NCBI's taxonomy places the organism in Eukaryota, Metazoa, Platyhelminthes, Trematoda, Plagiorchiida, Dicrocoeliidae.